CCCGGAAGCGCGUUCCUCCCUCCACGUCGCUGGCACAAGGUCGUUAUCGCGAGAGUUCCUGGGCCGGAGCCCAGAUCGCGCGAGACUGCGCAAGAAGCGGGAGCGUGUGGCGCGCGCGGCGGCCGCGACGGACGCAAGAUGGCGACGGCGACCAUAGCUCUCCAGGUCAAUGGCCAGCAAGGAGGGGGGUCCGAGCCGGCGGCGGCGGCAGUGGUGGCAGCGGGAGACAAAUGGAAACCUCCACAGGGCACAGAUUCCAUCAAGAUGGAGAAUGGACAGAGCACAGCCGCCAAGCUGGGGCUGCCUCCCCUGACGCCUGAGCAGCAGGAGGCCCUCCAGAAGGCCAAGAAGUAUGCCAUGGAGCAGAGCAUCAAGAGCGUGCUGGUGAAGCAGACCAUCGCACACCAGCAGCAGCAGCUCACCAACCUGCAGAUGGCAGCAGUGACAAUGGGCUUUGGAGAUCCUCUCUCACCUUUGCAAUCGAUGGCAGCUCAGCGGCAGCGGGCACUGGCCAUCAUGUGCCGGGUCUACGUGGGCUCCAUUUACUAUGAGCUAGGGGAGGACACCAUUCGCCAGGCGUUUGCCCCUUUUGGCCCCAUCAAAAGCAUUGACAUGUCCUGGGACUCUGUCACCAUGAAGCACAAGGGCUUUGCCUUUGUGGAGUAUGAGGUCCCAGAAGCUGCGCAGCUGGCCCUAGAGCAGAUGAACUCAGUGAUGCUGGGAGGCAGGAACAUCAAGGUGGGCAGGCCCAGCAACAUAGGGCAGGCCCAGCCCAUCAUUGACCAGCUGGCUGAGGAAGCACGGGCCUUCAAUCGUAUCUAUGUGGCCUCUGUGCAUCAAGACCUCUCGGAUGAUGACAUCAAGAGUGUGUUUGAGGCCUUUGGCAAGAUCAAGUCUUGCACACUAGCUCGGGACCCCACAACUGGCAAGCACAAAGGCUAUGGCUUCAUUGAGUACGAGAAAGCCCAGUCGUCCCAGGAUGCCGUGUCCUCCAUGAACCUCUUUGAUCUGGGUGGCCAGUACUUGAGGGUGGGCAAGGCCGUCACUCCCCCCAUGCCCCUGCUAACACCUGCCACCCCAGGAGGCCUUCCGCCUGCUGCUGCUGUGGCCGCAGCUGCAGCCACAGCCAAGAUCACAGCUCAGGAAGCAGUGGCUGGAGCAGCGGUGUUGGGUACCUUAGCAACACCUGGACUGGUGUCCCCAGCACUGACCCUGGCCCAGCCCUUGGGGGCUCUGCCCCAGGCUGUCAUGGCCGCCCAGGCUCCUGGAGUCAUCACAGGUGUGACCCCGGCCCGUCCUCCCAUUCCCGUCACCAUCCCCUCUGUGGGGGUGGUGAACCCCAUCCUGGCUAGUCCUCCAACACUUGGUCUCUUGGAGCCCAAGAAGGAGAAGGAAGAGGAGGAACUGUUUCCAGAGUCUGAACGGCCAGAGAUGCUAAGUGAGCAGGAGCACAUGAGCAUCUCUGGCAGCAGUGCCCGCCACAUGGUCAUGCAGAAGCUGCUGCGCAAACAGGAGUCCACAGUGAUGGUUCUCCGCAACAUGGUAGAUCCCAAGGACAUCGAUGAUGACCUGGAGGGAGAGGUGACAGAGGAGUGUGGCAAGUUUGGUGCUGUGAACCGCGUCAUCAUCUACCAAGAGAAGCAGGGCGAGGAGGAGGAUGCAGAAAUAAUUGUAAAGAUUUUUGUGGAGUUUUCCAUGGCCUCAGAGACUCACAAGGCCAUCCAGGCCCUCAAUGGGCGCUGGUUCGCUGGCCGCAAGGUGGUGGCUGAAGUAUACGACCAGGAGCGUUUUGAUAACAGUGACCUGUCUGCGUGACCUUGGGCCAGUUCCCUGGACUUGCACUUGCUCCUUGUUUCUUCUGGGUUUUAUAGUGAUAACAGUGGUGUCCCUGGACCAGCCACUCUGCUCUGCCAAGUCCGACCUGUAGUGUGCAUAAAAGUGCAGAUGCUGCUGGC
This is a messenger RNA of Sciurus carolinensis (gray squirrel), 1955 nucleotides long. It is a transcript of the gene Puf60, whose product is annotated as poly(U) binding splicing factor 60. Lineage: Eukaryota; Metazoa; Chordata; Mammalia; Rodentia; Sciuridae. Gene Ontology annotation, cellular component: precatalytic spliceosome; catalytic step 2 spliceosome. The transcript is spliced from 12 exons. Gene Ontology annotation, molecular function: RNA binding. The coding region runs from base 139 to 1815 and encodes 558 amino acids. Gene Ontology annotation, biological process: alternative mRNA splicing, via spliceosome; regulation of alternative mRNA splicing, via spliceosome; mRNA splice site recognition. The record is from RefSeq and is a predicted model, not a curated record.